Messenger RNA from Daphnia magna, 1587 nucleotides. Its product is annotated as lipid droplet-regulating VLDL assembly factor AUP1. The transcript is spliced from 6 exons. Lineage: Eukaryota; Metazoa; Arthropoda; Branchiopoda; Diplostraca; Daphniidae. The record is from RefSeq and is a predicted model, not a curated record. The coding region runs from base 7 to 1242 and encodes 411 amino acids. Gene Ontology annotation, molecular function: ubiquitin binding. Gene Ontology annotation, cellular component: membrane.
CACGCAAUGAUACGUAUGGGUCAAUAUUGUCUUGAUUUGACGUCACCAAAUCGUUCUGUAUUCUGGUUGCUGUUUAGCUGUUCCCAUGCGUCUGUUUACGUGUCGUCAGCAAUGGCUUCUCCUAAUUUAGAAGAAUUGUUCGAGGAUUCAAGGAUCAUACAAUGGGAUUGGACACUGUUGUUGCUGGUAUUUUACACCCCCUUAGGAAUAUUGCUGCUAGUGAUGAGAAUCUUUGCACUCAUCCAGUUCUAUCUAAUGUUUCUCUAUAUGCCAUACCAGCCAAUUAAAAGAUAUUUGUUGAGGGUGUGUGGACUGAUGCUUGGUGUUUUUGUCAACGAAAAACAUUCAAGCAAGGCAGCUGCUCAAGAAAAUGCUGUCUGGGUCGCAAAUCACUGCAGCCCAUUUGAUUCAAUAGUUCUUCAGGUAAUAGCUGGUGCACCAAGAGUCACCAUCUUUCCAGAAGAUGAAACAACCACAGCCAAAUCAGGACUUCUCAAGUUCCAACCUGGAAAAUUUGAUCAACACAAGCGGAAUAACCCAAAACUUCCAGUUCAGCCGCUGUCUUUGAAAGUUUCACGCCCUUUCCCACCUUUUGCCGUUACCGUCCUAGACAGUCAGCCCUGGACGGAUGCGUUCUUUCUCCUCUUUAGUCCCUGCACAAUUUUCAACAUUAAAUUUCUUGAUCCGGCUGACUGCCGAGAAGAUGAAGAGCUCGAAGCUUACGUCAACCGGAUAGAAUCGGCUAUUAGCCAAGAUCUCGGCAUUAACGCGACUUCAUUCACCGCUAAAGACAAGAUCGAACUUAUCAAAAGGAAGCGAUUUGAGGCACAUCCACCACGUCCGGUUCAGAGAUCCCAUAAUCGGUGGCAAGUAAUGGCCAACCAAGUUAAAGAAGUCUUGCCUCAUGUUCCCAUAUCCGUCAUAUUGAGCGAUCUGAGCAGAACUAAUAGUGUGGAUGCUACAGUGGCCAAUCUAGUUGAAGGCGUUGUACCGUUCACUCCUGAGCCGAUAGUGACCAGGGUCGAGAACCCUCCGACUGGGUCAGCUCCAAGCCCUGGCCCUUCCAACUAUAAACCAGCUGGGGCUUCUUCGCAGGUGCAACAAGUUUCCGCAUCUACGUUCAGCAAGCUUGUCCAUGAGCGAGGCCUGUCGCUACAGGAACGGAAGCAGCGCUUGUUACGCCAAGCCCAACUCCGUUAUUGCGAGCGGCACAAUCUUCAAAUACCGGGCAUUAAUUGUUGAAAAACGAAAAUCAGAUCAAGAAAUGGGACAAAAAUGCUGUAAAAGAAAAUUAUGCUUCACAACUUUCCUUAUCCUUCGUUGAUUAUUUUUGUUUUAGACGGUUUUUUUCUUAUUCCCUCCAAACCUGUAUUUCAUUUUCUAUUUUGUUUAUUUUUCUUUCUUCUUCGGGAUUCAAAAAUGAUCGUCUCUCUGUACUACCGUCUAAAUAUUUGAACAAGUCUCACUUAUUGAACGAAACCGUCAAGACAACCAUCUUGUACAUAGAUUUGGAUAGAUCUAGCUUUGGUAUUUAGAAAACUCAGUCGCGUCGGUUCGUCAAAAUACACACAUUUGGUGGAUAAAAUA